ACCGCCCCCUGCACACGCCGGCCCCGCCCCCUCCACGCUGAGUGACAGCCCGGCGGCCCAUUGGCGAGCCGAGGGGGGCGGGCCGAGCGGCGGCCGGCAGCCAGUCAGGCGGCGCGGCGCGGCGGCGGCGGCGGCAACAUGAGCUUGUCCGUGAGGAAUGAGCUUUCAGUGGACAAAAUGAAAAAGAAGAAAAGAAGAGAACUAACUGAGGAACAGAAACAAGAAAUUAAAGAUGCCUUUGAGUUGUUUGAUACAGACAAAGAUAGAGCAAUAAAUUACCACGAAUUGAAGGUGGCAAUGAGAGCCUUGGGUUUUGAUGUGAAAAAAGCUGAUGUACUGAAAAUACUUAAAGAUUAUGAUCGAGAAGCAACAGGCAAGAUCACUUUUGAAGAUUUUAAUGAAGUUGUGACAGACUGGAUAUUGGACAGAGAUCCACAUGAAGAAAUACUCAAGGCAUUCAAAUUGUUCGAUGAUGAUGACUCUGGUAAAAUAAGUCUGAGAAACCUGCGUCGGGUUGCUAGAGAACUGGGUGAAAAUAUGUCCGAUGAAGAACUACGGGCUAUGAUUGAAGAAUUUGAUAAAGAUGGAGAUGGAGAAAUCAAUCAAGAAGAGUUCAUUGCUAUUAUGACUGGAGACGUUUAACAUCAGAAAAGAAGACAUGAAUUCGUGGCAAAAGGGAUGAAUUAGUGACAUCUGCCAUUCCAAUAUUUUCUACUUUGUUUCUGUAGAGUCAUGUAGAAGAUUACUUUCCUCACUGAUCGAAAUAACACAGGCUUUAUAUGCUGGUACUUCGGUACUUUUUACAAUUAAAUAUUGUCACUCAAAUAAUUGAUACAGCAUAUUAGAAGAAGUAAAACUACAUUUCAGAAUGUUUGAGUACUCACUUGUAAAAUAGCUUUGUAUAAGAUUUCUAAAUUAUAUUGUCUUGUAAGAAGCGUUUGAAGUUAACUUUGUGUUAUGAUUAGCUAUGGCCUUAGUUUUGAUACAUAAGGUUUGACAAGCUUCCAUUUUAAUAAAAUAUUCUUUACUAUUGCAACUUGAAA
Messenger RNA from Anas platyrhynchos (mallard), 1043 nucleotides. It is a transcript of the gene CETN3, whose product is annotated as centrin 3. NCBI's taxonomy places the organism in Eukaryota, Metazoa, Chordata, Aves, Anseriformes, Anatidae. Gene Ontology annotation, molecular function: calcium ion binding. The record is from RefSeq and is a predicted model, not a curated record. Gene Ontology annotation, cellular component: myosin II complex.